AUGAUCAUGAGCUCUUAUUUGAUGGACUCUAACUACAUCGAUCCGAAAUUUCCUCCAUGCGAGGAAUAUUCGCAAAAUAAUUACAUCCCAGACCACAGUCCGGAAUAUUACAGCCGGACCCGGGAGUCCAGCUACCAGCAUCACCAUCAAGAGCUGUUCCCAGUUCCACGACCCUCCUUUCCCGAACGCCCCUUCAGCUGCGGGGGGCUCCAAGCUCCCGGGAACCAGCGGGGACCCGGCCCGGCUCCGGGCUCCCAUCACAUCCCAGAGAAAAACCAACACCACCAGCAGCAGCAGCAGCAGCUUUGCGAGCAGGCUGCUGCUCUGUCCACCUCUUCCACCACCACCACCACUCCUUCCCCAGUCCCUCCAGCCUGCAGCCAGCCAACCCCCGAGCAUCCCACCAGCACAGCAUCCAAACAACCCAUAGUCUAUCCCUGGAUGAAAAAAAUCCACGUCAGUACUGUGAAUCCCAGUUACAAUGGAGGCGAACCCAAGCGGUCCCGCACAGCCUACACGAGGCAGCAGGUCCUGGAGCUGGAAAAGGAGUUCCACUAUAACAGGUACCUGACCCGGCGGCGACGCAUCGAGAUCGCGCACUCCCUGUGCCUCUCCGAGCGCCAGAUCAAAAUCUGGUUUCAGAACCGAAGGAUGAAGUGGAAAAAAGACCACAGGCUGCCCAACACCAAGGUGCGAGCAGCAGCCCCCCCCGCCGCUCCCGCUCCCACCACCACCAUCACCACCACCUCCGCCAGCACCACCACUACCACCGAGGAGCUGCCCUCCGCCCCCGCGCAGGAUCCGCGCACGGAGGAUAUCACCAGGUUAUGA
Molecule: messenger RNA, 831 nt
Organism: Indicator indicator
Lineage: Eukaryota; Metazoa; Chordata; Aves; Piciformes; Indicatoridae
Gene: HOXC4
Product: homeobox C4
Exons: 2
Coding region: 1-831 (276 amino acids)
Biological process (GO): regulation of transcription by RNA polymerase II; embryonic skeletal system morphogenesis; anterior/posterior pattern specification
Cellular component (GO): nucleus
Molecular function (GO): RNA polymerase II cis-regulatory region sequence-specific DNA binding; DNA-binding transcription factor activity, RNA polymerase II-specific
Source: RefSeq, a predicted model, not a curated record